Molecule: messenger RNA, 1590 nt
Organism: Racocetra persica
Lineage: Eukaryota; Fungi; Glomeromycota; Glomeromycetes; Diversisporales; Gigasporaceae
Source: the annotation of a GenBank genome assembly
AUGACACAUUUGUUUCAAACAUUAGAACAGGGUAAUGAACACGACUCUCCAUACGAUGACACUGUUCAUUUUUCCCCUGGUCGAUUCCGAAUACAUCCUACCAACAUAAACAGAACCCAACCACCUCCUCCUUCCCCUGGAGAACCUGACGAACGUACUCACCUUUUAUUUGGAAUAAGACCAAAAAAGAGUCAGGUUCAGGAGUGGACUCAUGUUACGUGGAAGCGUACAUUGAUAUUGAACGUGUUUCCAGUUGCAGUGGUUCUGGCUUGGUGUGCUGUUCCUUUCCCAAUUUAUGGUCCAAGCGGUUCAAUAAAACACUUUGGAUUUUCAGUAUACACGAAUGUUAUAAACAUUUUCCAUUUACCAAAUCAUGAUGAUAAUCCUGUAGAAAUCAACUUUUGGUUCUUUCUAUUUUUCUAUUAUGGAUUCUACAAUGCCAUAGCACUUUUGAUGGUCACGAAAAUGUUCGAUCUGUACUCUUUGAAUUGGUGGCCAAAAUGGCUCGGUGGUUGUUUCGCUUAUGCUGUUUUUUGGCUUUCGUCCCUUAUUGGUGGCGUCAUAAUAUACCUAUAUACUAGUCUGGUAAAAUACAAUUUGACGUGGGUCUUACUCACCUUCUUCACGAUGAAUAUGCCAUUAUUGGUGGGAUUCAUCGUCAUUCGUGGGCAGACAAGUAGAAGCCAUUAUCGGUUUUCGUUUACAUUGGCUCAAAAGACAUUUCUUGAACGUCAAUUACUUCAAUCGAGAUAUCGCAUGCCUGCACAAUAUGUCCGCUUUUUGUGGUUCAGUUUCACUUUAUUUAUCGUAAUUGCUGCAUUUACAGCUGGUGAAGCGUACACUUAUGUUUUCUUAACAACUCCGGAGGCGCACACAGGAGUAGAUGCAUUCGUUUACGUUUACUCAUGGCUUGCAACCAUUUACAUACUCGACGCAGUCACUGAGUAUAUCAUUGAAUAUCGUGUCAAGUCGUAUCCCCUUCAAUUUACAUUCAAACUUUACUUUUUUAUGAUCUAUUUCAUUUUCUAUCGUAAUCUUUUUGCACGACUUCGCGAUCCGGAUCAAUAUAUACUUAUUCAAGCUGCCAGUUCUUUAUGGGUUUGUAUCUUUUACCCACUAUGCAUGACACGGACGGUUCAUAAAAAUCUAGUAUGCUUUGUAGGGCUUCAAAAGGACUAUGAUGAAUAUAAGAAACAGUGUGGGAGGUCAUUUUUUAUUCGAAAUCUUGCAGAGAACGCGACAAUGCUUGGAUUCAUUUGCUGGAUAUGUAUUAUACAUUAUGGUCCUAAUUAUGAUGUAUAUCCUUAUUUUAAAUUUAACGAAGAAGGGAAUCCAUUUGAUUUUGAUUUGACUUUACGAAUGAGUUGUAUUAUUUGGGCAUUUGAACUUGUAAGUGCCGGCAUUACUAGAACAAUAUUUAGAAAAUUAUUCAAGCAUAGUAUUUCUAAGUCAGCUGUUAAGGACUUUGAUGAUUAUCCGGAAAUGGUUGUAGCAAUGAUUGUGAUAAUUAUACACGUACUGCAGGAUAUGUUGAUGGCUCUUCUUAACUUGAAUUUUAAAGAUGCACUUGGCUCAAAAUACAAACCAUAA